Molecule: messenger RNA, 735 nt
Organism: Mycena citricolor
Lineage: Eukaryota; Fungi; Basidiomycota; Agaricomycetes; Agaricales; Mycenaceae
Source: the annotation of a GenBank genome assembly
AUGAUCACUGCCGUCGCAGUGUCCACUUCUCUCGCUAUACUCGCGCCAGUCGUCGUCUUUGUCUGCAGGAUUCUGUAUCGCAACUGGACCUCGCCUCUGCACUUUGUUGACGGCCCGGCCUGUGCGAAUCCUGUCCUCGGACACUCAAAUUUGAUCGCGGAUGUUCCCGGGAUCACCAAUGAGUGGCGGGAGAAAUUCGGCGCAACAUUCAUGGCAAAGGGCUUUUUGGGCGAGAACGAGCUGCACACCACAGAUGUUAAAGCCGUGGCUCAUAUUGUCAGCCACGGGGCGACCUAUCAGAGAACGACAACAGCAUUGGCGCAGGUCACCCAGCUUCUUGGAGAAGGCAUGUUGUCCGUCGAGCACGAUCCGCACAAGUGCCAGGCAAGUUUCUUGUAUGCCGUUUCAAGACCAUAUUGUGUGUUCACCGCGUGUUCGAACCCCGCGUUCGGCGUGGCACAGAUCAGAAUCAUGAACGAGGUGUUCGUUGAGAAAGCAAACAGGCUGCGAGACCUCCUGAGACAGGAGACCGGAGACAGGGGCGGAAAAGCGAUCGUCGAUCUCUCUGGCUGGCUCACACAAGUCAUCUUCGACAUCAUCGGACAAGCCGGUAAGCAGCGCCGGAAUUGGCUCGAUCCUGCGGGGAGCCUAUACCGUAAUCUAAAGGCUUUUUGUCGUGGAUCUACCCAGAAUUUCAGAUGCCUUCGGGGCCGGUUCUACCCGUCCACUGGGUAG